AUGGAGAAAUUGUUAAAUCUUCAAAAUGAAAAUGCAAGACUCUCGGAAAGGAUAAUGACUCUUGAAAAACGUUGGGAAAGGCAAUCGAGCGUUUCAGCCCAUGUAAGACUAUCUAAGACAACACCCCUCAGUGGCACUGAAAGAGUCAUGUACGAUUUGGAAAUAUCAAACAUUGGCGGAGCAUACGAUUUCCAAAAUGGACAGUUUAUCGCACCUGUUGCCGGUGUCUAUAUGUUUCGUGUGACCUUAUGCCUAUUCGCAAACAAUCAAUGGAUGGAUCUUAACAUUGUUAAGAACGAUUACGUGAUUGGCAGGGUGUUUUCUGUGGACAACAAGUACCAUACCUGUGGUUCGGAAGGUUUGAGCAUUCAUUUGGACGCAGAUGAUAAGGUGUGGGUACAACGAGCAUUUGGGACGUCUACUAGUUUGAACCAAGACCACGGAUGGAAUUCGUUUACAGCUAUUCUCAUACAUGCUGAUUAA
Messenger RNA from Mercenaria mercenaria, 483 nucleotides. RefSeq names its product complement C1q-like protein 4. The transcript has a single exon. The record is from RefSeq and is a predicted model, not a curated record. NCBI's taxonomy places the organism in Eukaryota, Metazoa, Mollusca, Bivalvia, Venerida, Veneridae. The coding region runs from base 1 to 483 and encodes 160 amino acids. Gene Ontology annotation, molecular function: protein binding.